CGGCAAUCAAAGCAGCAAGUAAGUGGCUGGGAGGGGAAGAGGUCGUUGUCCUUUGCGCCGACGACGUGAAACCCAGCAACUGACAAGGAUUGAAAGCAAUAACAAGGUAUGGAAGCUCUGUUUGUGGACAAAAAUGGGCAGAGGCGAAAACACAGAGUUGGGUGGAAUUUGGGAAUGGAGACCAAAGAAAGAGAGGAGAGAAAGCAUGGAUUCAUCCAAAAAGACAGGUGAUUGACUCUUUAUUCCUUUAUGGCGAAUGUCAAUAUUCGUGUA
Linum tenue is the source of this 273-nucleotide messenger RNA. NCBI's taxonomy places the organism in Eukaryota, Viridiplantae, Streptophyta, Magnoliopsida, Malpighiales, Linaceae. The record is from the annotation of a GenBank genome assembly.